AUGGCUGGACCAACACCUCUCCGCCAUGAUCCCGCUCUCGAGAAAUAUAACCAAUUGAACAAAGAGCGGUGGAGAUACUUCCGCUGGACCCCUCGCACAGCUUUCAUUUCCUUCAUGUACGCCAUAUUUGUACCUUCGGUCGUUGGAUACGCCUUUGCAAAAACAGAUGGCAAAUGGGACAUGCGCGCGAAGCUCAGGGGUGAUACAAUCAGCGAGUUCUAA
Cladophialophora bantiana CBS 173.52 is the source of this 222-nucleotide messenger RNA. RefSeq lists its product as uncharacterized. The transcript has 4 exons. The coding region runs from base 1 to 222 and encodes 73 amino acids. The record is from RefSeq and is a predicted model, not a curated record. NCBI's taxonomy places the organism in Eukaryota, Fungi, Ascomycota, Eurotiomycetes, Chaetothyriales, Herpotrichiellaceae.